AUGGUCCGAAGAGAAGGUAUGGCCUUGAUCCUGAGCCUCUUCGUCGUGGUGCGUUCGUCCGCGGUCAGCUUAUGCUUGUCGCAGCUUCGUUCCGCAAGCCUCCGCUGGAUGGAGACGAUCGCAGGGACAUUCCGCUCGAUCUGCUCACGGUCAACAUCGUCACGGGCACCAUCUGGGGCUGAUCCAUAUCAGAGAUAUUUGCUGGACCAGGCACAUGCCAGGAAGGUGGUGUAUGCUCGAAUGAUGGACUGGUAUUUCUUAGCCGCCGUGAACCUUGCCCUGAUCGCAGUGGUUUACCAGAUAUCCAUUGGACGACCACGAUGGAUUGACAUUCGGGGCUCGUGGGUCUUGCUCGCUUACCAGUUGCCAAUUUUGUGUAUGUUGCACUGCCCACAGUUUGGCAAGAGCAUGUCUUUGGACUUUCACUACUUGUUUAUCCUGCUUUUGUUGCUCUUUCUGACUUCGCCUUUGGGAUCUAGUGCAGAUCACACCUUGUCCUAUAGCUUCAUGGGUUUUGUCGCCGUGUCGAUCCCCGCAACAGUUGUGCCAACACGUUUGUGCUCGGUCGUGCUGGGUCAAGCAGCUCUGAUGGUCAUGUGCACCUACAGAGCCUACUCCGAACACCUGGGUGUGGGACUCUGUGAAGAUGUGUCAGGCUCACAGAGGGCCGAGCGAACUCUUGUUUCUUGGAAUCUCUAUUUCCUGGUGGCUGCGAGCUUCAUUUUCCUCAUGGCGGACGCAUUGAUCAAACACCAAGUCGCUUCCAAGAUCCGUGAGAGUGACAAACAGGUCCAGCUGAGCGCGACCACGUCGCUAUUGGAAUUGACCUGCGAUGCCGUGGUGCGCCUGGAUGUGGCAAUGCGACUGGAGGACCAUAGCCCCAAGCUGGCAGCCAUGCUACUGCGCACGGGCACCUCACUGAAAGGUGUGGCCUUCACGGACCUCUUGGGCGAUGAGUCGCACCACGGCCCCGAAGUCCAGCUGAAUCCGGACACGACCGCGGCCACGGCGCGUGCGUUUCAAACGCAGAUGGUGGACUGUUGUAGCAACAAAUUCAAGGUGGAAAUCUUUUCGGUGAAGUAUUCCCUGACCGAUGGCCAGAAGUGUCACAUCGUAGGCCUUCGCGACCUGGAAGACCAAGAGUCCCUGGCCAUGCGCCGAGUGGACGGCGCCGACCACGAGUGGAUGGUUGGUGGUACCGCAACGGCUAGCGUGUUUGUGGAGGGCUGUGCGUCCCUGGAUCGGCGGUCAACGACAUCUUUGGGAUCCGACAGCCUGGGACUUCUUGGGCAGUGGCGCUUGCGCCCACCGGUGCCGUGCAACGACAAGUCCAAGGAGAAUUUCCUGGAGAUUGAUGUGGAUACUCAGGUGGUUAUUGCUGCCACUGCUCCGUAUCACUCUUUGGCGGGACGACAGUUGCCCAACAUCUUCGGCCCCGACAGUCUUUCGCUCCUGUGGCGUGUCUUGGACGAAGAGCGACAAGUGGCACAGUCGAUGGCGAACUCGCCAGCGAAUCGAGAGCUACAACUGCCCAACCGGUUGGUGACCUUCAGCCACAUGCCAUUCUUCCUUCCCGAAAGGCUGGAGAUCAGUGGCAGCAUAAAGGUUGCAGUGACCAGCCACGGAGACUUUCAUGUGAUCAUGUGCUUUGUCGAAUCUGUCGAAAGCGGAUUUCAGACUUCCCUGUUCCACCUGAAGGCCCUCCACAAGGAGCUCCUCAGUCCAGGGCCGGUUCCCAUCCCCUGGACCUCGAAGAUGCGGAAAGUCUACUGGCGCGGCAGCUUGACGGCGCCCAAUGAGGUGUCCAAGCAUCAGGCUUCUAGCAUUCCUCGGCUGCGCAUCUUUCAGCUGGCCAAAGAGAAGCCAGAGCUGUUUGAUGUGGCCGUGAACUCUGUGGAUAAUCAUCUCAAAGUCAUGUGGGGCAAAAAGACCGUGCAGCGCAUCGUCUCGCAGCACGGGGUGAACUUCAGCAACUUUGAGGCCGUGGAGCAACGGGCGAGGCACUAUCGCUACGUGCUGAAUUUGAACGGCGUGGUUUCCUCCUGGCGUCUCUCGUACCUCUUGGGCACCGGAUCUGUUCUGCUGCUGCAGAAGAGCUCCACCAACGAAGCCUUGCACGCUCUGCUGGAGCCAUGGAGGCACUAUGUGCCGCUUGCCCCGGACCUCUCCAAUCUGUUGGACGUGCUGCAGCAGUUGGAGAGCAACGAGACCUGGGCCCAAACGCUGGCACAGGCGGCCGCUGACCUCUUUGCAGAGCGACUGCGACCGGAGGACAUCUAUUGCUUUGCGCUGCGAUCCAUGGAAGUUUCGCAGAGCACUGAGUUGACAUUGGCGGCCUUGGAAGCGCGAAACUUCCAAGCAGCGCCGAGUUUGGAGAGCCUCGAUGCCGCUUGGCGCGGCCGGCUGCCAAAGCGCUUGUCGCAACGCCUCGCAGCCAUGCACGACGCGUUGCUGCGUCGUCCGUCGAGUCACACAGAACUGUGA
Molecule: messenger RNA, 2484 nt
Organism: Cladocopium goreaui
Lineage: Eukaryota; Dinophyceae; Suessiales; Symbiodiniaceae
Source: the annotation of a GenBank genome assembly